AUGGACCUUGGCUAUAUCCAUAAUGAAUAUCAGCGGUGGACGAGCCUCCUACCCGACGUAAAACCAUUCUACGCUGUCAAGUGCAACCCGGACGGUCAGAUUAUCAAGCUCCUGACGGCAUUGAAUAGCGGUUUUGAUUGCGCAUCACGAAAUGAGAUGGAACUGGUGCUGUCAAACGGAGCAGCGCCAGAAAGAAUUAUCUUCGCAAACCCAUGCAAGAAAAUAUCCGAUCUGGAAUAUGCGCAACGCUCUGGAGUGAGGAGAAUGACAUUCGAUAACGAGGCAGAACUCCACAAGAUUCGGCAGUGGCUCCCAGAUGCUCAAUUAAUCCUGAGAUGCUUAGCCUCCGAUCCAUCUGCCACGUAUUCGUUGGGGUCCAAAUUCGGGGCGUCUUCAGCCACUUCGGUCAAGCUUCUGCAAUGUGCGAAGUCGCUAGGUCUCUCUGUCAUGGGAGUGAGCUUCCAUAUUGGCUCUAAUGCAAAGGACCCGACUGCAUUUGACAAAGCCAUCCAAAAUGCCCGCGACGUGUUCGACGCUGGCCGGCGUAUCGGCCAUGACAUGCACCUGCUAGACAUUGGUGGCGGUUUCUCAGCUCAUAGCUUCGAUGCUAUGGCUAAGUCUAUCCGGCUCUCUAUUGGCAGAUACUUCUGCGGCAUCAAUGUUGAGCUCGUAGCGGAGCCCGGCCGUUAUUUUGCGGCGGGCGCGCUGACAUUGGCUUGCGGAAUCAUUGGGCGGCGGGAUGCCACCGAGAAUGAUGAGGACAAAGAAAGUCGACAUAUGAUCUAUAUAAACGAUGGUGUAUACGGUACUUUCCUCUGCAACAUCUUUGAGCCCGGGCCGCAACCAAAGAUUCUUCGCGCAUCAGGCGAGUUUUAUCCCCUGGACAGCGAGGAUGAGGAUGAAACAUAUACCAUAUGGGGCCCAACAUGUGAUGGAACAGACUGCAUCGCCGAAUCUGUGGCCCUUCCAAAGUCACUCGCAAUCGAUGAUUGGCUUUAUUUUCCCAACAUGGGUGUUUCAAUGGCUUUCAUUGCGACCGAGAAACAAUAUACGUGUCCAGUGACCUCGCAGCGGACGUCUGUCUACGACCAGAAUGCUGCCGUGGACCGUCCCACAAUCUGUCUGUUCUCUCGGCUGUACCGACAAGUGCAUAGGGGUUUAGGUCGUUUCAUAUUAGCCUAG
Penicillium canariense is the source of this 1182-nucleotide messenger RNA. Its product is annotated as type III PLP-dependent enzyme. Lineage: Eukaryota; Fungi; Ascomycota; Eurotiomycetes; Eurotiales; Aspergillaceae. Gene Ontology annotation, cellular component: cytoplasm. The transcript is spliced from 3 exons. The record is from RefSeq and is a predicted model, not a curated record. Gene Ontology annotation, molecular function: ornithine decarboxylase activity. Bases 1 to 1182 code for a protein of 393 amino acids.